UGGGAGAAUCUUUCGCUUUACCUGCUCACAAUGCGACAAACAACGUUCUGCCCCAGCCAACACCUGCUCUUCUCGCUGAGGACGAUGAUGAACCCCCUAGUAGUGGGCCACGUAAUGAACCGCCGCCUCAAAUAACCACGCCAGCUCCUGGUGGUCAUUCCAACUCGCGCCCCGUCGAUGGUGUUAGAGAGAAAGACUUCGCCCAUGCCGAUCGCGAAAUCACACUCGAAACUAUCGAAACGGUAGAUGUCAAAGAAGACAUCCCCGUCAGUGACAUCCCCAGUGAAGACCUCGAGAAACUUGGGGAACGUCGAGUCCGCCGCCGUUUCAGGCGCAUUAGGCUCUCUAAGACGGCUCGCAUCCGUGCCCUGUUCACUCCCAAGCAUAUUGUCGGCCCUGAACCCACAUACUUGCAGUCGAUCAAGGCCAUGAUACGCUACACACCGCUCAACCUCCUAUUGGUGUUCAUUCCAGUUUCGUGGGCCAUGCACUUUACCCACCAGAGCGCCACCUUGACGUUCGUAUUCUCUGGCCUCGGUAUCGUCCCCCUCGCCGCCCUCCUCGGUUUGGGUACCGAGCAAAUCGCGCUACGCACCAGCCAGAGCGUCGGUGGUCUGCUCAACGCUUCUCUUGGUAACCUCAUCGAAAUGAUUAUCUCCGGUAUCGCCUUGAAACAGGGUGAACUGGAAGUCGUACAAAGUGCCUUGUUGGGUAGUCUCUUGAGCAAUCUCUUGCUUGUCUUGGGAUGUGCAUUCAUUGGCGGUGGUUUCCGUUUCCAUCAGCAACAAUUCCAGCCUAUGGUUGCUCAACUCAACUCCUCGUUGUUAAUUGUCUCAGUUAUCUCUCUGGCUAUUCCUGCAGCUUUCGAUCAAUACCUUGAGAGUCGUCUCCCUGUCGGAUCGGAAGUUGGAAUUUUGUUGGAACUUAGUCGUGGUAGUGCGAUCAUCCUCAUCUUGAUGUAUUUCUUCUACCUCUUUUUCCAGUUCUACUCACACAACCAUCUUUUCCUGGACACCGUUCAAGAAUACUCGAUAUCGACCCGUUCGAGUUCGCCUGGGUCCAGCCUCAGCCGGCGUUCAACCCAGCAAACUCUGCCCAUCCCAGUCGUGAUGGAGGACGCGUGUUCCUCGUCUUCUUCCUCGUCUUCAUCGUCCGGAGUCGAGGUGCCCAAGCUCAACAUGCCCAGCGCCCUCCUGCUCCUCUGCGCCAUCUCGGCCUUCGCCUACGUCACCGCCGACUUCCUCAUCGACUCGCUCGAGGGUCUCGUCGAAGCAAAUCCCAGCAUCUCGAAGGAAUGGGUCACGCUCAUCAUCAUCCCCAUCCUUGGCAACGCCGCCGAGCACACCACGGCCGUCAUCGUAGCCAGCAAGGGCAAGUUCGACCUGGCGAUGAGCGUCGCCGUCGGCAGCUGCAUCCAGAUCGCCAUGUUCGUGAUACCCAUUUUGGUCAUGGUUGCGUGGGGUAUGGGCAAGCCGUUGACACUCCUUUUCGAUCCACUCGAGACAAUUGUUCUGUUCCUAACUGUCGUCGUCGUCAAGUUCUCCGUUGAGGAUGGUAAGACCCACUGGAUGAGUGGGUUGGUCUUGAUUGGCGUCUACAUCCUCAUCGCAAUGGCGUUUUGGCACUUCCCCUCCGACACCGUCAGGAUUAUCCAAGGCCAGCCUUUGCAGUGCAUCAAGUAGU
Molecule: messenger RNA, 1683 nt
Organism: Cyclocybe aegerita
Lineage: Eukaryota; Fungi; Basidiomycota; Agaricomycetes; Agaricales; Hemipholiotaceae
Source: the annotation of a GenBank genome assembly